GGCUAUCCCGCUUGCCGCCUAGUUUAAUGUAUCAUGGUAAUGCUACUUCCGCCUUUCUGAACGCACCUCGCACUCCCUGACUCUGAGAAGGUAAAGCCAGCGUCGAACCGGCUCCUCGCUCCCGGUUCCCUGCUUCCUGUUCCGUCGGAGGCACCAAGCUCAGCCCUGUAAAGACCCUGCCCUUCCCCGGCAGCAGAUGGAGGCCGAGGAGGGCCCGACUUCUGGCUGCCUCAUGGCCGCCUUUCAGGAGCCGGUGACCUUCCGGGACGUGGCCGUGGACUUCACCUGGGAGGAGUGGAGGGUCCUGGAGCCGGCGCAGAAGGCCCUGCACAGGGACGUGAUGCUGGAGAACUUCCAGAACCUGGUCUCUGUGGGGAUUCCUGUUUCCAGGCUGGAUGUGAUCUCCCUGUUGGAGAAGCCAGAAGGAGCCUGGAGUCCCGAGAACAGAGACUCCAAUGGGUCUCAUCAAGAUUCCCUUAGCAACAAAAUCAAAUUUAAAAUAAGGGGCUCAAAUCUGAUACAGAACCUUUCUGAGGCAUCAUCCAAAAAGAUACUUCCAAAGGGCACAGCCAGGCACUGCAAGAUGGAGAAAUCCGGAGAAUUUGAUAAUGAUUUAGAAAAACCCAAGGGCAUCCUGGAGCAACGACCUAGACAAAUAACAGUUACUCCCAGAACAACUUUUAAUCAAGGAAGUGGAUCUCAGAGCAAUCUAUUUGGGAAAAGAUUUAGUUUUGAACCAGUCUUUUCACUGUGGAGAGAAACAAUGGGAAAAAGUGUCUAUAAAUAUAAGACACUUGGAAAGGGCAUCAAAGAUUUUCCUAGUCUACUUUCUCACAAUCCAUAUUCCUUAGAGAAGAAUUUUUCUAAGGAUAUCAAAUGUAAGAAGCCCUUUAGAUACCACUCAGACCUAAUUAAAUUUCAAAGAAUACACGCUGGUGAGAAGCAAUGUAAACACAAGAAAUAUGGCAAAGCUGUUGGCACAAGGGUGAAUUUUGUUGACUGUCAAAACAGAGGCAAACAUGAGUGUAAGCAAUAUGAGAAAGCUUUCAGUUACAAGGAAAGCUUGACUAAACCUAAGAGAAUUCGUAGUAGAGAGAAACUUUUUGAAUGUAGUGAAUGUGGAAAAGACUUUACCCGGAAGGAAGGACUUACGAAUCAUCAGAGAACUCAUACUGGAGAGAAACCUUUUGAAUGUAAUGAAUGUGGGAAAGCUUUUACACAAAAGGGAAGCCUGAUUACCCAUCAGAGGAUUCAUACUGGAAAGAAACCCUUUGCCUGUAAUGAAUGUGGGAAGGCCUUUAGUGCGAAGGGAAAUCUUGUUUCACAUCAGAGAAUUCAUACUGGAGAAAAACCCUAUACGUGUAAUGAUUGUGGGAAAGCCUUCAGUGAGCGGGGAAGCCUCAAUAGACAUCAAAGAACUCAUACUGGAGAAAAACCCUUUACAUGUAAUGAUUGUGGGAAAGCCUUCACUGAGCGGGGAAGCCGCAAUAAACAUCAAAGAAUUCAUACUGGAGAGAAAACCUUUGUAUGUGAUGAAUGUGGCAAAGCAUUUAGCCAAAGAGCCAGCCUUAUGAUCCAUCAGAGUACUCAUACUGGAGAGAAACCUUUUACAUGUAAUAAUUGUGGGAAGGCUUUCAGGCAGAAGAGUAACCUUAAUACACAUCAGAGAAGUCAUACUGGGGAUAAAUCCUUUGUUUGUAAUGAAUGUGGGAAAGCCUUCAGUGAGAGAGGGCACUUUAUUACACAUCAAAGAACUCAUACUGGAGAAAAACCCUUUCCAUGUAAUGACUGUGGGAAAGCUUUCAGUGAGAAAGGAACCCUUACUAGACAUCAGAGAACUCAUUCUGGAGAGAAACCCUUUGCCUGUAAUGAAUGUGGGAAGGCAUUUAGUGCAAGGGGAAACCUUAUGACACAUCAGAGAAGUCAUACUGGAGAGAAAGCCUUUUCAUGUAGUGAAUGUGGAAAAGCCUUUACCCAAAGAACCAGUCUUAUAACCCAUCAGAAAUCUCAUACUGAAGACAAACCUUUUCCAUGUAAUGAUUAUGGGAAAGCUUUCCAGCGGAGGAGAAACCUUACCAUACAUCAGAAAAGUUAACUGGAGAUAAACCCUUUGUAAUGAAUGUGGGAAAGCCUUCUGUGUGAGAGGAUACUUUAUCACUCAGAGAACUCACAGUGUAAAAAAACCCUUUGAAUGUAAUGACUAUGGGAAAGCUUUCAGUGAGAAGGGAAGUCUAAAUAGACAUCAGAGAACUCACACUGGAGAGAA
Molecule: messenger RNA, 2266 nt
Organism: Antechinus flavipes (yellow-footed antechinus)
Lineage: Eukaryota; Metazoa; Chordata; Mammalia; Dasyuromorphia; Dasyuridae
Product: gastrula zinc finger protein XlCGF57.1-like
Exons: 6
Coding region: 197-2095 (632 amino acids)
Biological process (GO): negative regulation of transcription by RNA polymerase II
Molecular function (GO): DNA-binding transcription repressor activity, RNA polymerase II-specific
Source: RefSeq, a predicted model, not a curated record